Molecule: messenger RNA, 963 nt
Organism: Protopolystoma xenopodis
Lineage: Eukaryota; Metazoa; Platyhelminthes; Monogenea; Polystomatidea; Polystomatidae
Source: the annotation of a GenBank genome assembly
CUGCUGAACUCAGCUAUUACCAAGCCCGAUUUGCCUGGCAAGGACACUAGCCAACAGAUCGUCGGUCGGCGACUGUCGGUGCUGAAGCCUCUGCUUCAGACGGACAUCUUCUUCUCGGCCAGUCUGGCCAGCCUGCGUGUCCACGAGGUGUACUGCAGCAGACAAGUGGUGUGCGGAUUCGGAGCGGCGAGCCGGCGUGACACAUUUGAGUGCAGAGACGGAGACGCCGAAGCGGCGAGACGAGGAGGGCCGGUGAACGAGGAUAUUAGAGCAAAAGCAGAGAAUGAGAAGAGACUGGAUGCAGACAAAGGGGACUGGUCAAGGGCGGGUCUGACGCCGACUGCGGCUCUUGUCUCUAGCGCCACCUCGUUCACUCAACUCUUCUCAAGCUCGGUCAACUUUUUCAGAGAAGGCGACGGCGACGGUGACGGUGAAUGUAGUUUGGACCGGUCGGCCAACCAACUCGCCGGAGCCGGACGGUGGAAAGGAGGAGGCACUUUGGGCUCGAGCAUGCAACGACCAGAUCUUUUGCAACUGCUUUUGCACGCGCAAGACGAGUUCGCGUUUGACGAGCGGCCAUUGGCCGAGUCCGCUCAGAGAGGCGGUGAAGACGAGGAGGACAAGGAGGGCGAGGAAGGCGACGAGGGCGAGCAACAGAACAGUCAACUGGAGGACGGGACAGAGUAUGCGCAGAGGGACAAGGCCGAAUUGGAGGGAAACCGAUUUUCCGGCCGAUCCAUAAAGUUGCGGCACCUGCUCGGCCAGUUGGUGGACCUGUUCGACUUGACCCUCUUCCUCGAUCGCUACUUUCUGCUGCUGAUGGUGAUUUCAGUGCUCGCUCAGCUCACCUACUUCAUCCCUUUUGUCUACCUCAUCGACUACGCCCGAGAGGCUAACAUCCCCAAAGACCACGCAGUCUUCAUGCUCGGUGUGCUCGGUAAGGCUCUGAGUGCGGUUGCUUGA